Molecule: messenger RNA, 1235 nt
Organism: Pocillopora verrucosa
Lineage: Eukaryota; Metazoa; Cnidaria; Anthozoa; Scleractinia; Pocilloporidae
Source: RefSeq, a predicted model, not a curated record
CGUUGACAAGACAGAAAAAUUCAGUUGAAAAGUCGGGUGGAGGUGCUUGUUGCGGAGGGCUCGAUCAAGGAGUAACACCUCUUUAGUUGAGGUUUUCAGAUCAGGCCAACGGCAUGGAUGAACACAUUCAGUAUCUGGAGACACUUUGUCGUCUUUGUGGCACAAAUCUGCCGCGGACCAGGGUCAGUGCUACAAACAAAGAAUCUUUCAAAUCGGAGCUCUGGAUGAAAUUUCGAAUUAAUGUCGAUCUCGACAGCCGAGAGAUUCAUCCAUCCUCUAUCUGCACGGGGUGCAAGCGAUUUCUGUAUAGAGUUCGCACAGUUUCCGAUCCAGAGGAAGUUGCCAAAAAGAAGGAACCACAUGUGUGGAGAAGCCACACUGAGGACAAUUGUCCUUGUAGGGCCAGCAAAUCUAAAGGAAAAGGGCGUCCCCGUAAGAUUUCCAAACAGCCCUUGGAAUGGAAAGCAACAGAAACUUGUGGAAGCGAAACCGAAAGUGGCGAGGACAACGAAUCAGAGGGGGAAAAAAAGUAUUGUCUGGGGUUCAGUGCCGUUAUGCACAACAUUGUGUUGAUGGAAAAAGAGGAAGCAGUUACAUGUGCCAGAAAGCUGGCAGAAAACUAUAAUUUCAUCUUCUUGGACAGAGAUAACAUGCUACAUGAAAUAAAUAAGCUAAGUACUGAAGAUAGACUGUUGCUUACUUCAACUAUUUUUCGCUCAGAAAAGGAAAAUGUGAAAACUGACAUCUUGUCUUGUAAUCAAACAUACAAGAAUCUAACUUCUAUGUUAAAUGUGACCCCUCAUACAUGGAUUCAGGCCAGAAACUCAGUUUUGACAUGUGCAAUCAAUGCCCUUAGCCACGAAAGUGCCAAGCCAGUUCAUAAGGCAGUAACUGUCGAUCAGCUUUAUUCUAUUGUGCAACCCUCUUUUGUAAGCCCAUUGAUGUUUGCUACAAAUCUCUUGGUAUACUCUGUGACACGUAGUAAACUUGCCCUUAAUAUCCAUGGUAAGAUCCACCCCGCUGGAGGAAACACCACUGUCAAAACCUGGCUAAAUAACUUAACAAUGGAAGUCCCUCAAGUUCCCUCUGGUGAUAUUCUGACAGCUAUUGACAAUGACCAGGUGCUUAUUAGGAAGUGGACUGUGCGUAAAGAUAACACUGUGUGGCACCUGUUUAUCCCAAUGGAACAUUGCAGUUGGAUUCAAAUCUUGCUCCAGGGUAAGAAACUCAUUUGA